Messenger RNA from Python bivittatus (Burmese python), 2794 nucleotides. RefSeq names its product transmembrane protein 62 (gene TMEM62). The record is from RefSeq and is a predicted model, not a curated record. Gene Ontology annotation, molecular function: hydrolase activity. NCBI's taxonomy places the organism in Eukaryota, Metazoa, Chordata, Lepidosauria, Squamata, Pythonidae.
CUCACUCUUUUCCAGUCAGUUCAGGCAACUGCUAGUUUCUGGUCAAAACCUUACGCCCAACUUUUCACAAAAUGGCACACCUAAAUGCAAAACCAUUCCUUGCUGGGAUGAGCCUGGGAUUCCCAGGUGAUCUUAAUUCCAACAGCAGAUCACCUAAACCUGCCAUAACGCUACAGGGAAGGGAGGGCAGACCUCGCGGACGGAUUCUCUGACGGAAAAUUCCGUCCUCAAAUAGAGACCGGGAGGGGCGGGCCUAAUACAACCUGAGCGGCGUGGGAGGCCGCAGAAGCCGCAACCGGGGGCGGAAGCUGGAAGUGAUCACUGUGGCGCGUUGCCGGGUGAAGACCGGGGACCGUUGCUUCACGUCUGGGAGUGGAUGUGGAAGAGCCGGAUGAAAAUGCUGCGUUUGGUGGCUGGGCUGCUGGCGAUCGCGGUGGUGACGAUGACGGUGUUCAUGGAUCGGUACAGUUUUGCGGGGCCACAGCAACCCCGGCUCCCUGCUCGCACCUUCGCUUCCGAGCCGGCGCCUGGGGCGGAGGCCAACAACCUUUUCUGGGUGGUUCAGGUAUCAGACGUGCAUAUCAGUAGGUUUCUGAGUCCCAGUCGAAUUUCUGAUUUUGAGAAGUUCUGUAAGGAAACAAUUCCCAUAAUUAAACCUGCUCUUACUUUAGUCACAGGUGACUUGACUGAUUCCAAAACAAAGGAUAAACUUGGGUCUGAUCAGUUUGAGGUGGAGUGGCAAACUUACCAGACAAUCCUAAAAAGAUCUAAGGUCAUGGAGAAAACCAAGUGGAUAGAUAUAAAAGGAAAUCAUGAUACAUUCAACAUUCCUAGCCUGGAGAGUGUUCGCAAUUACUACAGGAAAUAUUCUGCAUGGCAGAAAGAUGGCUCCUUCCAUUAUGUCCAUAGCACACCUUUUGGAAAAUAUUCUUUCAUUUGUGUGGAUGCAAGUCUUAGUCCAGGUCCCAAGAGACCCUACAAUUUUUAUGGAAUAUUAAAUGCGAAUAAAAUGGAAGAGUUGUCUGCACUGAUCUCAGAAAGUCACGCGAGUAAUCAUACAAUUUUGUUUGGUCACUAUCCUACCUCAUCAAUCAUCUCUGCAUCUCCAGGAAUACGAGUGGCCAUGCGUUUUGCCUUAGUUUAUUUGUGUGGGCAUUUCCAUACAUUGAAUGGUCUGAUGCCGGUCCUUCAUACUCGUCAUCCUGAUGGCACUUUAGAACUGGAGUUGGGAGACUGGAUGGAAAAUAGGAAGUACCGGAUUCUUGCUUUCGAUCAUGAUCUCUUCAGUUUUGCUGACUUGAAGUUUGAAGAAUGGCCUGUAGUUCUUGUCACCAACCCUAAAUCGUACCUUUAUAGUAGCUAUGCUCACGAACCACUACAGCGAAUACUUCAUUCUACCCAUAUUAGAAUUUUGGCCUUCUCACCUUAUCCUAUCAAGUUUGUCAAGGUCAUGAUUGAUGGAUUUUAUCUUGGAGAUGCUGUUCAGGUGUCUGAAUCUCUCUUUGUCCUGAAAUGGGCACCCCAAAACUACAGUCAAGGAUUUCAUCAAAUAGCUGUGACUGUUCAGGAUGUCAGUGGUAAAAGUGCUACUCAGCUUCAUACGUUUGCUAUGCAGGAAGAUCUUUCCCUUAAAUUUGGUCUUUUGGCAUCUUGGCUUCUUCUUACUGACCACUAUAUAUGGGUACGGACACUUUUUUUGUUAACAGUUAUAGCUCAAGUUGCUUUGCUGAUUAUUUUCCGGUUUCGAGAAAAACCUACAUUUAAAAAACCUCUGGGUGUGGCAGUACAAACCUCUUUUUCUCUUCAUGUCCUGAGCAAAACAGACUUAUUCUUCUACUCAUUUCUAGUGCUGAGUUUGUAUACUCUUCUAGGACCCUGGUUUAUUGGUGAGCUUAUAGAGGGUCAUAUUGGCCUCUGCUUCUCCUUUGGGUUAAUUAUUAAUGGCCAUUUCUUUGAAGGCAGCUCAACCUUCCUUGUUGGAAUUUCACAGGUGUUGUUUUUCAACCUACCACUGAUGGUUUACACAUGUUGGUGUCUGUUGCUCCGUUGCCAAGGCCACUGUUUUCGUUCUCAUCUGCAUCAUAUCAAACCAUAUUGGACUGUGCCUAUCCAUUUAAUCAUGUCACUUCUCUUUUUCUGGCAAGUCUUUUCCUGCUACUUCCUGCUGAAGACAUAUGGAACUCUUUCUUUUUUUCUCUCUCCAUUGAGAACUUGGGUUGUUGGGCUAACCCUUUUUCUGGUCUACAGAAUUUGGGCAAUGGAAUCUAUUGUGCUGAGAACCUUUAUUGUAGAUAUGAAGCACUACCAGACUUCCUAAUGGUUCCUUUUUUCAGGAGCUUAAAGUACAUAUUAACUUAAACUGUUAAGUGGCAACACUGUGAACUACUUCAGGUUUGUAUGUGUAAUGUUCUGGCUGCGUAGACAAUUGAUUAUGAAGGUUCAGGACUGCCAUGAAACUUCUUCUGUGCUGCUCUAUAAUAGGACUUUUAUAAAGAAGUUAUACUACUUGCCUCAGGAACCGCUUUCUUAUAUUUAUGAAUAGGCACUGGUUUUGAAUUCAUACUGUUUUAAUGCUAAAGAAAAUUUAUGAAUGAACUAUUGUAAUGUUUUGUAAUUGUUUCUACUUUUUUGUGUUUAUUUAUGAGAUGAUUUACCUAAACAUGGAAUACUUGCACUUUGGCCAAUAGUAACUUAUUCAGCCACAACAGAAGGCCCGUUACGCCAUGUCAUAUCUCCUAUGCCCACCUUCUUUUUCAAACACAGACAUUUCUGCAACUCCAGCCUCUAUUUUUUA